Molecule: messenger RNA, 743 nt
Organism: Aspergillus homomorphus CBS 101889
Lineage: Eukaryota; Fungi; Ascomycota; Eurotiomycetes; Eurotiales; Aspergillaceae
Exons: 2
Coding region: 94-564 (156 amino acids)
Source: RefSeq, a predicted model, not a curated record
CAAGUGGGGACAUGUUGCAAUCAUUGUUAGGCUACCUGAUGAAUCUUCCAUGUCUUUGUCCGGAUAUAUAAGACGCCAGACGACAUGUGAAGAAUGACAAGACAGACUCCAUUGCACAGCCAUCUGUCUGCUCUAACAUCCAUCCAACACUCUCGUGACACAAGUUCUCCUCGUAUUAUCAUGCCCUCUAAGACCCAGAAGUCGCUUGAGGCUCUCAUGGCCUACAUCAAGCAGUCGAAAAGCCGCCGCACUACGAUUUUGCGUGGGCAAGGUGAGCCUGGUCACCGGGCUGCCCCAGCGCGCGGGGGAAACCAUGAUGCGAGAAUCGGAAGCCGCAUUGAUACUGGAGAAAUCGUCAAGAAAGCUGGCAAGGAGUAUCGACGGUACAAAUUCCAGCUCAAUUCGAACGCGGAAGAUUCCACGCUCAAGAAAAAGGCUGCUCAAGAUUCCCACAAAGUUUAUUCGACUGCAGAUGUGGAGAUUAAAGAGGCUAGGACCCCGGAGGAAGAAGAGCAGGCGAUGCGGGAUUUUGAAGAGGAAAUGUCAAAGAACUUAAGGGAAUAGGCACGGUCAUGUCAUAUAGCUCACACUUAGCCCACUGUACAUUUCAAUCUCCAUUAUUUCAUGGUCUUGUCUGAGGUGCGAAGGGGCGCCUUAAGGAUUCGAACUCAAGUUCUUGGUAGCACAGCGACCGAAACGGCGACCAAGACUUCCCAGCUCUGCGGGGGCGGAAAGACCUCCUU